Molecule: messenger RNA, 391 nt
Organism: Pararge aegeria (speckled wood butterfly)
Lineage: Eukaryota; Metazoa; Arthropoda; Insecta; Lepidoptera; Nymphalidae
Gene: Nop10
Product: H/ACA ribonucleoprotein complex subunit 3
Exons: 3
Coding region: 134-328 (64 amino acids)
Biological process (GO): snRNA pseudouridine synthesis; positive regulation of telomerase RNA localization to Cajal body; rRNA pseudouridine synthesis
Cellular component (GO): box H/ACA snoRNP complex; box H/ACA telomerase RNP complex
Molecular function (GO): box H/ACA snoRNA binding; telomerase RNA binding
Source: RefSeq, a predicted model, not a curated record
UGACAACUGACAGUAUUGGGAUUUUGCGACAGGUGCUUUCUGUUUGUAUUUGUUCCCUCAAUUUCCUUACGUGAAAUAAAUCCCAAUUUCAUUAUUUUUUUUUUACUAUCAAAGGUUUUAAAAAAGUCUAAAAAUGUAUUUGAGGUAUUAUUUGAAUGAGAACGGCGACAGACAAUACACAUUAUCGACAAUAGAUCCGAAUGGAAAACCUACUCUAUCAGCUCAUCCAGCACGCUUCUCCCCUGAAGAUAAAUAUUCUAGGCAACGGAUAACAAUCAAGAAAAGAUUUGGUCUUCUCCUUACCCAGCAGUCUGAACCUAUCCAUUAAGUUGUUGUCAUGCUGGAUUAUUUUAAUAAGUGUUAACUAUAAAUAAAUUUAAUUUUCUUUGUA